AUGUCCUUUUCUCGAGUUGAGCAGGAGGUAACAGCACUGGUCAGCUCCUUGAGAAAUCCUAGGACUCAGGCCCUGGUGAAGGGCAAGUGGGAGAGCUGGCUACGUGAUGAAUCCGGCCUGCAGCCUUUACUGGAUGAGGUUCCUGCCUAUUUCGCAGAUGGUGUCUGGGACCGGUUUUCAGCGACUUUCAUGAUCCCUUUCCUUGAUAUGUUGGUGCAAAAUGUGGAGAGUUGCUUUCCUGAAAUGGGUAUGUUGGGGAACUUUAAUGUGCUUGCACCAAGGAGAAUUCAAGAGGGAAUCAUGGACACGAAGUUUGGGCAGCAAGAGAUGCAGUCCCUGGCAAGGCAUUUCCCCAGGCUGAAAGAGGAGGACUUGCUGAUUGAGUGGGAAGCAUUUCUGGAGCAAGCAAUGCUCCCGGACCUCAAGUCAAAAACUCUGGAAGAGGCCAUGAAGUGGCUGAUAAGCCCAGAUGGCUUGGAGCUGUUCCCUCAACUGAGUCUGGCUGCUGCUAUAGCACUCACUGCCCCAGUACAGACUGCAGACGUGGAGGCUCUUCUCAGCCCUCAAGAUAGUGAGAACACCUCUGCGAAACAGGCUGACAGAUUGCCAUUUAGAUGUGUGCUGCCGGGUGGCAAUUGA
This is a messenger RNA of Centropristis striata (black sea bass), 639 nucleotides long. RefSeq lists its product as uncharacterized. Lineage: Eukaryota; Metazoa; Chordata; Actinopteri; Perciformes; Serranidae. Bases 1 to 639 code for a protein of 212 amino acids. The record is from RefSeq and is a predicted model, not a curated record. The transcript is spliced from 5 exons.